AACCAUGAGGUAUAUAAUGCAUGUAAAAAUAUGAGGAAAAUAUUUGGAAAAUUAUACCAAAAAUAGGAUAUGAAAAUAUAGGAAAUUAUAUAAGGUACAUAGGAAGAUAUAAUGAUGAUUGCAAGUAAAUAUAUACCGGUAACUGAACUGUAAAUGAGAAGUAAAGCAGGUUUUAAAACAUGCUUAAUGACGCAUCCCAUAGAAUAAAAUAUUUCCAGUAAUAUUACAAAAUGCUUUAAUAUUGACCAGAGUCGUGCAUAUGUUAACAGAUGUCCGUUAUUUGACGGUUGUGCAGUGUUUUGUAGUUUGUUGGUCCUUUACUGUAGAUUGGUCCAGAUUGUGGUUCCAGUAGUUGUGAGUGUGUUGUGUCCGGAUUGUGGUUCAGGUAGUUGUGAGUUUGUUGUGGUUUUAGUAGUUAGCAGUUUGUUGUUUCCUGGUUGUCGUCUCUUUAACCGGGUCACAUUUAUUGUAGCAACCGCGCUUAGCGACGAUCCUGCGCGCUCAUGGAGACUGUCAGUGUGUGAAGGAAUGUCCGGCUACACGGUCAAUUCACAGAAAAACACACACGCACAGGGGUUUAUUUCAAACCGCACACCAGUGAUUUUAGUAUAUGCCGUUACUUUGUGGUAAUUAUGGGAUGUUGCAGCUCAACAAACACCGCCGUCCAAACGCUGUCACGCGGGGGCGCAGAUGGAGAAGAGGACGAGACAGGAAGUAAACUUGGUAAUCGUGGAGACUCUGCCGUGUCAAAGGAAACCUCAGACAGCGGUGUGGGGAUGGACAACAAAGAAAUGCCCACUUUACCUGGAGUGGUGCCCAGAAAACUCCCUCCUCUAUCGUCAGGGUGUGGUGGAGAAAGUGUGGCUGGAGCAAUUAACCAAGAAGGAUUUCUGCAGCAUGACAGCACGGUGCCGGAGCGUCAAAAGUCCAGUGAGAUUCUGGAGGAACUUCUGAAUCAGGGCAUCAUACCAGAAGGACAGACAAAGGAGAAGAGCAAGAUGACAGGAGAGGCUUACAGCAUCAUGCUUGAUGACAGUGACGUCGUGAGGAGACGGCCUCCGGCAAGACUAGAGUCUCUAAAGGCCAUGAAGAUGCAAAGUGUCCACAGCAAGGAAGAAAUUGAAGAGAAGAUGAGACUUGCUGACGAGCGACGCAAGUCAAAGGAAGAUGAACUGAAGACGCGCUUAAGGACUAAGUCAGCGCGUGUUCGUGUCCCCGUCCCUGUCUCCAGUACCACAGAGGAUGGAGACACAUCUCUCACUCCCGUGGAACCUCUCCAUUUACCUCACACAUCUGACUCACCUCAACAGAUCGACAGCCAGGGCACAUUCAAUGUAGCCGAGGGCGAGGGGAGUGUGGGAGAGGCUAGACCUAACAACAGGGAGUCUGGAGGAGAAAUGAAAGGAGCAGAGAUGGAAAAAAGAAGAGAGAAGGAAGAACAGGGUGUGGAGGGGAGAAAGGAAGGUGCAGAGAGGAUGAGUGAGGAUGGUGAUGAGCAACAAGAGGAGUUGACACAGGUAACAGAGUUCCUGGAGGAGCAGCUCCUCACAACCUCAGGGGUUCUGGAGAGUGAUUCUAGCUUUCAACGUGUAGAUGAUAAAAGUGAGACGUUUUAAGUUACCGCAGCCAUGAACCAAUGGACAAAGACAAAAGAACACAUAGUAAGCCAAAAAAAAUACACCAAUGCAGGAGAACAGGGACUGUUUUAAAGGUGAAAUCUGUCUGUUGUCAGCACAUAGCUCUGUUAUUCCAGGUCACCACUCCAGGUGUUUGGUUGGAUGUAGAUGAAGCUACAUGCUGAUAACAGAAACCAGCUGUUACAAUGCUCAAAAUAUUAUUACAAGUGCUUUGCAAAAUGUUCCUUAUAAGACACAUUAUGUAAGUCUUAAAGUCAUAGUAGGAACAAAUACAGUCACAGAGUUUCUAUUACAUUGAUCAUGUUAACAUUAGAAAAGCAAGGAUAAUCUGUACU
Molecule: messenger RNA, 1972 nt
Organism: Cynoglossus semilaevis (tongue sole)
Lineage: Eukaryota; Metazoa; Chordata; Actinopteri; Pleuronectiformes; Cynoglossidae
Gene: stmnd1
Product: stathmin domain containing 1
Exons: 6
Coding region: 633-1616 (327 amino acids)
Biological process (GO): regulation of microtubule polymerization or depolymerization
Source: RefSeq, a predicted model, not a curated record